UUUGGCUUUUCCAGAAAGCCGUUUUCUUUAGGCCCGAUGGCUCUAACUCGAAGGGAACAUUUCUCCAUCCAUGAGUCCAUGACCAAAGAGAAACAAACAGACACUGCGAUGUUGCAGAUAAAUGCCAAUCGAACUCCAUUUUAGGGCUUCCUCUUUACAUGAGCCUGAAAAGCUAGUGAAAACGUGAUGGCGAUUUUUGCGGGAAAUCUCCGCAUUAAAUUCUCAAGCGAGCUUUUUGUUCACCCGGGUCCAUUGGUGAAGAAAGCCAGUGUCAUCAGCUGCUGCAGAUCUUACCAAUCCUCAGGUCCCGUCCCUAAGAAAUGUUCCAAGAACAACGAAGAACCGACUUCACCCCCUACCAAGUCUUCUGAAGAGAAUUGCUACGAAGAGAUCUCGGAUUCAAGGCUUUUAAGAGAUAAAUUUUCAAAGGGUAUGAGAGGUCCAGUUACACUAUCAGGUCUCCGUGAGAAGUCUUUAGAUCAAUCUUCCUAUUCCAAAGGAGCCUUCAACUCCGGAACUGCGAGAUCAAAUGUUACGGUCAGAAAUAUCAGGGGGUUCUCAGAAUUGGAGAAUUACAAUUAUCAUGAAAUGGGGAUCAUAGACCAAAAUUUUGUGGAAGAGCCUGAAGAAGAGGUUACUGAUGAAUUUGGUAACUUGCAUGAGAAGACUUAUGAAGGGAGUGCAAUGUCUUCUAGAAAAACCAAACAAGAUGCUGAAAAGGUUGCAAUUGAAGCACUUGCUACAAGAGCAUUUACAGCAGUAGAGCUCAGAAAGAAACUCUGUGGGAAGAAAUUUCCUCUCAAUAUAGUUGAAGGAGUAAUAACUGAUUUCAAGAGCAGGGGAUUGAUUAAUGAUUUCUUUUAUGCGGAAGCAUUUUCUCGGUCUAGAUGGUCUUCAUUUUGCUGGGGGCCAAGGCGAAUUAAGCAAGCACUUCUCCAGAAGGGAGUGAAUGAAACAGAUGCAGAAAAGGCAAUGAAACUUGUCUUCGAGCAGGAUGAUUCUGGGAGCAGUCAGGAGUUGAAUCUUGGUAUGUCAAAGUCUUUACUCGAAAGCCUAUUUACUAAGGCCUCAAAGCAGUGGUUGCAGGGUCGAGAUGUUCCUCAUGAGACACGGAAAUCAAGGAUCAUUAGAUGGCUACAGUACCGUGGGUUUAACUGGGCUGUUACCAGCUACAUUGUAAAGAGGUUGGAAUCCAAGCAUCCUCCCCAAGUAUAUUGACAACCUCACUAGGGGAUUCUCAUGUAACUUCGCACAUUCAUUUUCCCUGCAAUGUAAAGGAGAGACCAUCUUGGUACCUCCAUGUUUAGUUCCCUAAAAUUUGAUUUGGUGGACCAGGGAUUCCAUGCAACAGUCUGGAUCAGGGAUAAUUGCAAUGCCCUACAUUCUGGCAAUCUGUUCAUCAUAUAAAAGGUUGCAUAAGUAGCCAAGACUAAAGCUACACAUGGCUCUCCAUGCUGCGUUAUAUGUCAACCUACCUGCUGCCAUCUUGUAUGACAAGCUCUUUUUAAAAUGAUCUGGUUGCAGAGUCAACUGUAAUAUCAAGCAGACAUCACCUUUGGAGUUUAUUGGCAGUUGGAUUGGCUGCACAUUUCUUGAUGAAUGAAGAAUUCUUUAUUUUAUGUAAUCUUUGAUAUUGCUAAUGGAAACACCAUUUCUUGCAAUUUGUGUAGGCAUCGGCUUUUUGAUGAGCCAUACUUGUAUUAUUUAUGGAUGAUGAGCAGCUAUGUGACUGAGGCGUUUCUAAAAUCUAAAUAAGACCGAGGGAUUACCAAUUGGUGAA
Molecule: messenger RNA, 1780 nt
Organism: Nelumbo nucifera (sacred lotus)
Lineage: Eukaryota; Viridiplantae; Streptophyta; Magnoliopsida; Proteales; Nelumbonaceae
Product: regulatory protein RecX family protein
Biological process (GO): regulation of DNA repair
Source: RefSeq, a predicted model, not a curated record